Panicum hallii is the source of this 2190-nucleotide messenger RNA. RefSeq lists its product as uncharacterized. The transcript has 4 exons. NCBI's taxonomy places the organism in Eukaryota, Viridiplantae, Streptophyta, Magnoliopsida, Poales, Poaceae. The coding region runs from base 410 to 985 and encodes 191 amino acids. The record is from RefSeq and is a predicted model, not a curated record.
GGCCGUUUCGAGUCCGUCGUCGUGUAGCUCUCGUCCAUCGUGAUAGACUAGAUCCUUCCUUCCACACCACUAACCCCAACCACCGCCAACGCCACCAAAUCGUCCAUCCGCGCUCUGCUUCCCCUGCGCCGCGAGGGCGGUCUCGCCCCAGAUCCGCCCGAUCGCGCGCGGAUCGAUCCUUCCGCGACCUCCCUCCGGUCCGGCGGGUGGUUUUCUCGGAGAUUCCCACUGGUUGUGGCGGUCGAUUUGUGUCUGCUCGCGUUGCGUGCGGAUCUGGUUUGGGACUGAGGAGAGAAGCGUAUAGGCGAUCGUUUGAGGAGGGACGUCAUUAGUGCGGUUCGAUCUGUUCGUCGGUUCUAGAUCUGGAAGGGCUUAAGCUGUCUCAGUUAGGGAACCUGCACCUCGACCCAUGGCGACGCUCGUCAUCUCGGAGCAACGCGGCCACCAGCUCCACCACUCCUCUGGUCGCCGGAAGAAGGCAUCAUCAGCGUCGCCCCAUUUCUCCUCGCCACAGCCUGUGCGCGGCUUCCAAGCCGGCAACUGCCGCGCCUUCCACUCCGGCAUCACCACCGGCAUCCUGCCGUCCCCUCCCGCGCCAGGGGUGGCACGGACUCGCUCCUCCCCUGAGCCUAAGACGCCGAAGCAGCAGGGGCACCAUGGGAAAAAGCGCAGCAGAGCAAUCUCCAUAAGCCCUUCGACAUCCCCUCCCUCUCGCCCUGAGCUCUGGGCUGGCCCGGGGUUCUCCAACUCACCACCUCCCAGCUCCCUGCCGAUACCCAAGUUCUCCCUCCACCAGAAGCGCAGUGUCUCACUUGAGUUUCCACCUGCUGACCGGUCAGAUGAUGAAGUGCUGCCUGUGCAUGCCAAGUCAGUGCCUUCAUCACCGACUGCAGGCUCAGGUGUUAGCUUCUUUAGUGGUAACGAUGCUGCCAUUGCAACGGAGAAUCUGAGGAGGAUCCUUCACUUGAAAAUUGAGGAUCACUGAAUGAGGGGGUUGGCAGUUCUGUGUACAUAGGUUAACUACAACUAACCCUGGUAGUCUGUAUAUGGUAGCUGAGAAUAGCCACCGUGCAUCUGACGGUGGUUCUUCUUCAACAGUACUGUAGGUGGUUAGCAAGCACAGCUAGAAGGUUAGGCAGUAUGAAACUGCAGUGAAGGUGUGGUGGUGGUGGAGAUUGGUGGAGAUGCAUGAGGUCGCUGCAGUUUACGGGUCACCUUUACAGCUUACCUUGUAGUCACCUUUUAGUAUCCAAUGUUCCUUUUAGGUGUUGGUUUUUUAGGCAUUAGAUAGGUCAUUUGCAUCCUUGGUAACUAUCAUUAGCCAGUAGUGCUAGCCUGCAUAAUCCUUGCUCCUGUAGUUCAUGUCAGGAAGGGCAUGUAGGUUAGUAUUGUUCAAGUUUUAGAUAACUUUAGCUUACAUCAUGCCAUGUUUGUAGUCAUCUGUAGGAUGGCUGCAUCUCAUGAAACUUGCAUUCUGUCUCAAAGUUGCAUCCUCCUGACUCACUCAUCUCCCUUCAUAACAUCUCCUUGUGUUCUGCAAAGCUCGCAAGGAUCUCCCCUCUCAAGCACUUCUGUUUUUUGGAAUGAAGAUGCUGAGAGUUGUUGUUAUGAAGUCCCAACUCAAUGUUCAUUCUCCAUGUGUCUCAACUAACUCUCUUUUUUUUCUCCGGUUCUUUGCAUCCCUUGCAUAUCAAAUUGCAUUCCAUGCCAUCCAAUAUCAAUUUCAUAUCCUUGCUCUCAGAGUUGCAUCUGGUGGUGGCUUUGCCUUCGUCUAGGCAUCUUUGGUACUUCCUUGCCUUUGUUCCUGGAGCAUGCCCAGGAUAUACUCUCCUUCAUAUAUUCUCUUAAAGGACUUCAUAUGUUGGAGAUCUGCAAGUGCUCAAACAGUCAAACCUGUAUAUGGUUUGCCUGUCCAAUGCACUUCAUGGUACCCAUACUUGGAGUCUAGAAUUUAUGAAGUGUCCAUCACUUAAUUAUCUGUUUUCUUCACUGCCCAGUAUUGUGCUAGACUGUUGUUUUUAUGUAAUAUUUGAUGGGCUAGUUGUUUGUGGUACUGUUUUAAUUUUGUUACGCAUAUAUGCCGUCAGUGUAUUUCCAUGUGGAUGCUGUGGCAUUCUGUUGCUUUCUUCUUAACAAAACUUUGUUAUACCAUCAUGAUAAUUUUGGUCCUGUUUCUGUGACUUGUCUGAA